AUGAACAACCACAAUGAGAACACCCGCACCCCCGCUAAUUCGACAACAGUGGGAGUCCGGGUCUGGUAUGAGGUCUAUUGGAGGAAGAUGGCGGUGAUGGUGGCGUGCCCACAUCCCACUUUAAGCAAAGGUGGCUAUAAGACACGGAGUGAGCAAAUGACUUACCUUGCAGCUGGCACAAGAGCAGGAGUUGCACUCGCCGGAGCAGCAGUUGCAGGUGCAAGGAGACAUGAUGAAUAUAGAUGUGGUAGGUAA
Molecule: messenger RNA, 255 nt
Organism: Penicillium robsamsonii
Lineage: Eukaryota; Fungi; Ascomycota; Eurotiomycetes; Eurotiales; Aspergillaceae
Exons: 2
Coding region: 1-255 (84 amino acids)
Source: RefSeq, a predicted model, not a curated record